AUGGAGAAUUUUAUUGAUGAUGAAACUCUAUUGAAAUGUAUUUUACCACUCUCGAGGGAAUAUGAAGACUAUUCAUUGGAUUUAAUUUAUAGGAGGAAUAUUGGACGAGGAGAUGCCAUGCUAUCGUUUAUAUUUAAUUAUAAAACCAUUGCACAGAUUACACAGAGUGCAGAGACAUCAGAGGAGGAAUCCUUGUUGUUUUCAAGUGAAAUGUUUGACAAGCUGUUUCAAAAUAAUGUUUUAAAAGUGAUUGAUUUACAUGAUUUUUGUAAACAUAGUACUCAGAUUGCUGUUCCAUUAAUGUUGCAAUACUCUAGGCAGUGUGAAGAGUUUAUAAAAGUGUGUAAGAAGGCAAAGAAGAAGAUUGUUUCACCAACGUCACUGGUGGAAGGAACUGUAUUUCCAACUUCACCUGUUGUGGAGAAUCCUGAUGUGUUUCUUCUAGGUGAACAACAUUUCAAUUUUAAGAGAUUGAAACAAGGGGUACUGAGCCCACGAUCAGCGCUUCCAGUACUUCAGGACGAAUCUCUGGAAAAGAAACAAGCACUCCUUCAUAAGAGAUAUUAUCAACUUGUCAGUUUACUCAACCUGAUACUGAGCGUUGAUUAUUUGAAAACUUGGCAAUGGUGUAUCAUGAACGACAUGUCAAUGUUUAGAAGAAUAUCAUCAAAGAAUGGUGAAAAACUUGCCAAAAUUCCAAAAAGUGUUAAAAGAAAGGAAGAAGAAGCAUUCUUAUUUUAUAGAGAAUUAUUCUUCAAUACAAGAGAGAUUAAGAAGAUUAAAUCCCUUACAAUCUAUAAGAAGACACUGGAAUUUCUUGUUUUGCAAAUGAUUGAAGGGGAUAAACCAAUAAGGAAUCAUGAAGAAAAGAAGGCAUUCUUAUUGCUUGUAUCAAUUUAUGAUAAGAUUAACGAGGAUCAACCAUCAACAAGUAAGAAGAUACAGAAAAAGAUUAUGGAAUUUUGUUCCAAACAUUUAAUUCAAUCUGAUGAUGGACUUUCUCGGUUUGAAUUAUACGAAUCUACAACAUUUAACACAAAAUUCUUUAUUGAGAAAUGUUGUCCAAUCCUCAAGAAGGAAAUGGAUAAGAAAUAA
Messenger RNA from Naegleria gruberi, 1095 nucleotides. RefSeq lists its product as uncharacterized. The transcript has 2 exons. The record is from RefSeq and is a predicted model, not a curated record. Lineage: Eukaryota; Heterolobosea; Eutetramitea; Acrasida; Naegleriidae. The coding region runs from base 1 to 1095 and encodes 364 amino acids.